AAUUUAUUGUCCUUUGGGGCCGUAGACCCUAUGUUGGACAUAGCCCUAUUCAGCGCUGCUCCAGGGCCAUAGGCUACCAUAGGGCAGACAUCAUUAAUCAGUAAGCAGAUUUUAUUUUAUCACACCACGCCGCUAUACGAUAUGCUGGUUAAUUGGUGCUUGCCAUGUGGUGGGGUCCUAACGGCUCGAUCACUGACUUGCUCUAACUCAUCACCUUGGCCUUGGGCAAUGCUUACGAUCAUUUUCAGGCACAUAUCGAUCACGAUCCUCGGGAUAUCUGAGUGCUUCUACGAGACGGCAGCAGAAAUUUCUGACAUCAUACCGACUCGAUCGGCCUCUAGGUUGAUUCAUGCAGCACGGUAUAGCCUAUAUUCUGCCAGCGCAAUCCAGCGCAACCCGUCAUUGAUCCCGUCAAUUAAAUUCGAUGGAACUGAAACUGACUACAGCCACGUUGUCGAGGGAAAUGGCCAAUAUAAAAUGCGACAAGAGUCGCAAGAUAGACUAACAUAACUUAAAGUUAGACUGUCCAACUACUGCUAUCUAUCAUGCGACUUUUUGCAUGCUUCGCCAUCUGUGCUGCAUUGACCACCUCGGUUCUCUCAGAUAACGGGAACCCGGACGCCACCGAGAGCGUGACUUUCGCGAUCUACGAAUCUCCCACACCCUUCCCCCUUAUCGUUGAAUUAUAAUAGGGGAGCAGCUGCACCUGAAACCGACCGGAACAUCCUCAUUUUAAAAUUGUAAUUGCGGUUUGCAUAAACAGAGUGUGGGACUACAUUUUGGCCAGUGUGUAGUUGGAGCGUAUGGUUGUCGGUGUUAAUGGAAAGCAGAAUGUGAACGAGUCAAAUGACU
Molecule: messenger RNA, 852 nt
Organism: Suillus paluster
Lineage: Eukaryota; Fungi; Basidiomycota; Agaricomycetes; Boletales; Suillaceae
Exons: 4
Source: RefSeq, a predicted model, not a curated record